AUGUCUGUGUCCAGUUUCCCUCUUGGUCUGUCUAAUUUGUCAUCUUCUCAAAAAAUUUCCCUUGUCAAACAGUUCCUUCACUUUUUCCUAUACAAUACUGGCCAGUUUCCUGACUUUUCCCUUUUGAUGAAUAAGGAAAUUUCCAAAUAUUCCUCCAAUGACUCAUUAGGGUCGUUAAAAAAGCUAACAUCGUGCAUAGAAGACAUCUCAGUGAUUGAAAAAGAGUUGUCGCGUCUCUCAAAUUUCAAAAUUGACCAAUUUCUUUUCGUUCUGGGACCAAAUGCUCUGAAGCCCGUUCGUAUGGUGUUACUAAACUUUCAUCAUUGUCAUAGCAUGGAAGAAAACGAUUGUCAGUCAUCCAUUGAUCCGAGGUUCUCAAUUUUUUUUCGGUACCUCAUAGAAAGCCCUUAUUUCAGUUCGAUAUUUGGGGAGACUUCACCUACGCGCCUUCAGUUGUACUUCAAGGCAGACCGAACGUUUCGAUGUGAUGAUUUUAUCCCCAAGGAAGCCUUUAAGCCAUCAAUCAAAUGCACUCAUGUCCUGAAUGCUGUGCUGUCCGCUGAGGACACCAUGGAACUUUCCUCCUGUGAUCGCCCAUCUCCAAGUACUGAAUUAGACGACCUCCCUGUGCAGUAUUUCCUAGAAGGUGGCGACAACAUUUGGUUCUCUUGUUCAAGAAUUAUUACUGGAUGCUAA
Messenger RNA from Mesocestoides corti, 696 nucleotides. The record is from the annotation of a GenBank genome assembly. Lineage: Eukaryota; Metazoa; Platyhelminthes; Cestoda; Cyclophyllidea; Mesocestoididae.